AUGGCGGACGAAAUGGAUUAUUUGUCUCCUGGUUACGACCUCAACACUCUCACAGUCCCUCGUCUGCGAUCUAUCCUCGUUAGCCAUGACGUCCCAUAUCCAGCAUCCGCAAAGAAGGCGCAGCUCAUCCAAAUCCUAGAGAGCGACGUUCUUCCCAAGGCGAAAAAGCUAUUGCGCGAACGCGAACGAGUAAGGAGGACAAGCGAGGGCAUUACGGACAUGGGGAGUCGCGCCACGUCGGUCGCGAGCGAUUACGACGACCAUCGGGAAAACGAAGCUCGGGAUUCCAUGCCUCCUCCACCGACACCCUCUACAGUUUCGACGGCAACUGGGACGCGCAGGGGUCGCUCUCGGAUGAGCACUAGAGCGUCGACUGCGGAUGCCGAAGAGGCAAACGUCCCUGUAACCCCUUCGACGGCUUCGAGACGGACAACGGCAAGAUUAGAUGGAAACCGGACUCGCUCUUCGGAAAUCAGCGAGCGAAACGAUGCCCCGACAACUCCUACCGUCGCUGACGCCUUCACGCCCCGGAAGUCCACGGCCAGGAAAUUGCGCAGAAGCGACAUGACUCCCUCCACUGAACCCGAGCCGCCUAUUUCAUCAGUCAAAACGGAGCCUAAGGAAGAAAGUGUUUUCACCCAUGACAAUCCUUUCCAAAGUGGGGGUUCACCAGCUCCCUGGGACUCGAGGAGAGGUGCAAGCCGGGAUGGGAAACGAAAGAGCGGCGCAUAUCUGGCUACCGAGAGCCCUGCGUUGAAUCAAGGCUUACGGUCUAGGAAGUCAGAUGCGCGUGCUUAUCUGAGUCACGAAGCGGAACCAACAGUCUCGGCUCGAUCUUCGCCCGAGUUUCAAAGUACUAAACCCACGACGCCUAAUCAACACUUUGAGCCUGAGGGAGAUUUUGACUAUGACAUAAGUGAGGAAAGUGCUGGUGAAGAAUUCACACCCGAAGAGCAGUUGGCGUUGGAGAGGGAACAUGCGGAUUUGAUGUACCCCCCAACUACGCCACGUCGGCGUCCUCAAACACACGGAACGGCAAGCACAGCCGCGCCUUGGGUGGUCAUCAUGGUUCUUCUUUGUGGUUUCGCUGGUUGGUGGCGACAGGAAAAGAUCGAAAUUGGCUUCUGUGGAAUCGGAAAGCCGACUUGGUCCUUGGCCAACACAAGAGUUCCCGAAUGGGCCAAUGUGCUCGAGCCGCAAUGCGAACCGUGUCCCUCACACGCGUUUUGCUAUAAGAAUUUCGAAGCCCGCUGUGAACAUGAUUUCAUCCUCAGGGCGCACCCUUUGGCUUUGGGAGGACUGAUUCCCCUGCCUCCGACUUGUGAACCCGACAGCGAGAAGGCGCGCCGUGUGAAAGCCGUUGCAGACAAAGCCAUUGAAGCGCUCCGUGACCGAAGAGCCAAGUGGGAAUGCGGUGAGCUCACCGAACAGGGCAAAGAAGCAUCUGGACCCGAGAUCAGCGAAUCAGAGUUGAAGCAGGAAGUCGCAAGAAAGCGACGGAAGGGAAUGAGCGAUGCGGAAUUUGAUGGUCUUUGGAAAGGCGCAUUGGGCGAGGUUGUCGGCAAGGAGGAAAUCAUCAGCAAAACAAAACAGUAA
Messenger RNA from Aspergillus melleus, 1596 nucleotides. RefSeq names its product putative sister chromatid separation protein (Src1). Bases 1 to 1596 code for a protein of 531 amino acids. Gene Ontology annotation, cellular component: nuclear inner membrane. The record is from RefSeq and is a predicted model, not a curated record. Gene Ontology annotation, molecular function: chromatin binding. Lineage: Eukaryota; Fungi; Ascomycota; Eurotiomycetes; Eurotiales; Aspergillaceae. The transcript has a single exon.